This is a messenger RNA of Drosophila rhopaloa, 2845 nucleotides long. RefSeq lists its product as uncharacterized. The transcript has 3 exons. The coding region runs from base 2145 to 2765 and encodes 206 amino acids. Lineage: Eukaryota; Metazoa; Arthropoda; Insecta; Diptera; Drosophilidae. The record is from RefSeq and is a predicted model, not a curated record.
GUGGUGACCCUGCCACUUAAAUAUUUAUCAGGGAACAACGAAAAGCUUCAGCGUAAAAUGCAAAACUGCAGAGAACAGAACAUUUGUGCCGCGUGUUCAUUCACUAAAUUAGUUGAAGCAUACAUCCGUUAGAUACGAUACUGAUGAUGAAUGGGCGGUCGGUUAAUUGAUACCAAAACUCGCAAAUGAAUUCCCAUUGUUCAUUGUUCGUCCUUCUGGUGGUUUUCAACUGAACAGGAACAGGUAGUGGGCAAUUAAAAGGGCUGAGGCUGAGGAUUUGCUCCUGAUUCGGCGCCAUUGUGUGUGAGGCGGCGUUGAUGUCUUUAAUUAAAUUUGCCUUUAGCCGCAAAUCCUUUUAUGCCAGCGCCAUUUUACUGGGGCUUCCUUUGGCAUUUGACUUUCCCAUCUCGCGGCGGCUUUCGCAGUGUUUCUGUGCGGAUUCCAAGGAUGCAACCGCAAUUGCCCGCGGGCAGCUCCAACUCCUCUACAGCGGCAUCUUGUGAUUUAUUAUUAAACAUGAAUAUGAAUUCCUGGAUGUUGUUGUGGGCUAGGCGAUGGCUGGAGGGGAUUGAGCAGCGAGAGAGCUGAGAAAAAGAAAACGCUGCCAGGACCUGUUGGCAUUUUUAUGCCAGCGUUUUUAUUAUUAAUUAAAAUUUAUGCCCGAGCAAAUUAUGCUUUCAUACCCAUAGACCGGAAAGACAUGCAGGCGUUUGCGUAUAAAUAUUCCUAUUCAGAGCGCGCAGGCAUCAAUUCCUUGUGGCCAUCAAGUCGGGGGUGAUUAAGAUUAAGAGGAUUGUCAUAAAGAAGAACCCAAUUUGGGCAACUAAUUGGAGGCACUCGAGGGGCGAUGGAGUGACGCGGAAAAAGCAAAACUAUGCCGAAUGCCGAAUGCCUUUUGGAAUGCCUGCCCCGGAAAAAAAGUGAGCGCAUUUCAUAUUUAUUAAAGCAAUAAAAUAAAGUAGGAACCAACACGGGCCGGUCCUUUCCGGCACGACACGAGAGUUGUUGGCCAGAUAACGUGUCAGGACCCAGAGAAAUAUCACUGUGUCACCCACACACGCACUCGUCACAUCCACCCAUACAUACACACAGCACACCCACACACACACUUAAAUAAAUUGAGGGAGCCAUUGUUGCUUUGGUUGCGGUUAACGUGCAAAUUUGUUGCCUCCACUCACGAUUGGCCUACGGACUUGGCCUACGGAUUUGGCCUAGGUCCCUGGGCAAGGAUUCGCAUUCGCCAGGAAUAAGUAAGAAGGGCACAGCCAUAAAUUUAAAAUUAACCCUUUAGGAGCACAGCUUUUGACCUUCAGUUUUGGAAGCGCGCGCGCUCGGCGACACGACAUAAAUCCUGGGGACUAAAAGCCCAAAACGAGAACAGCAGAUCUUCUCAAGUCCUGCGAAAUUAAUCGCCUUUGCAGGUGGUCCAUUUGUGCAUUUUAAAUUGGCAACAAAAAAGGAAUAAUUCCAUUUCAUGCGAUUAAUUAAUUGAAUGAGUUUCGACUUUCAAUCGAAAUGAAUAAAUUUCAGCAUAUUGGCUGGCAACAGUUAAGGGAUAUCCAGCAUUUUUUUAAGUUGUCAGUGCAGCAGCAGCAGAAGCACGCCAAACAAUAAUAAAUAAAUGGGAAACACGACUUGGCCCUAGGCUUUUGAAACAGGGCCGAAAAGGAAGUCGAAUAAAUGUGAAAUGAGCGAAAAAAGCCGAAGGGCAGACUCAAGUGGCUCCUUCGCAGUCAAGACAAUUCGAAAAAUGCUUUUAAAAGGAAAUCAGUAAAGGAAUUUCGCUUAUGGGCAACUGAUUGUGCCAUCGAAUCGGGCGGAACAAGUUGAACAAGUAGCAGCGGGGGAGGCGGGGGGAGGUUGCUUUCAUGGCGGAACAGGACGGAAACGAUUUUUUUUUUUGUUUCUGGCAGCCACACUUGGAAAAUUGAAUUGUUUUAGAUUUUCUUCCAUUUUCGGGCUCUCCUUGGCGCAGCGUAUAAAUCAAAUUGGAUUUUCUUGUGCACUUAACUCCGAAUGGCCAAUCGGAAGUAAGCCCAAAGCCCAAAACUCAAUCAGAGGCUGUCGAUGAAAAGUUCAUUAGUAGGCUGGCAGCCGAACGUUCAUCGGCAUUUAUUCUAGUAAUCUAUAGAAAUCGCUCGAGAAUGUCGUAUAUUCGAAAUUUGCUAGAAUCGCCAAAUGGCUGGACUCAACUUAAUCGAAAUCUCCACGAAAUGAAGGGUCUGACCAGCUGCUUUUAUUUCUUUGGCUUGAAAACGGGCUGCAAGUUGAUAGCCGUAUUUGAAGCUUUGGUUAAUAUCCUGCAAAUGUGCAGUAUCUACAAAUUAGAAAUGAAAAUGCAAAUGGCAGUAUGGAUGACCACAACGGAGUCCAUAGAUUCGCUAAUGGUCACAAGGGAACCCGAUGGGGAUAUGCUCGGUCCGAAUACGAAGAUGCCGAUUUUUGAAACUAAUCUCUAUUUCAGUAAGGCCCUGCACACCUUGACUAUGCUCAGGUCCUUACUGCUCAUUGUAGGUGCGGAAUGGGGUCACAUAUCUUGUCUAGUUCUGUGGAUUUGCAUUGCGGUUAUAACCAUGAUGAUUAGCACAUUUAUUGAUAUUAUGCAAGAAACAUCCCUGCAGCAAAUAUUCAUUCGUACUUUUUCAUUUUUUCUGGAAAUCUAUUUCUGCGCAGUUGUAGCCUCGUUAGUUUUAAAAUUGCAGGAAAAACUUCGCCGUAAUGUGCAGGAAACGGAAGUGCUCUACACACAAAGCGAGGAAGCUUAAUUGUAUACAAGAUAAUUUAAUUGUACCCCAUAUUUAUAUUUUAAAUAUAUCAAGGUCAUACCUAAAUUAUUACUUUAGAA